Molecule: messenger RNA, 1234 nt
Organism: Linum tenue
Lineage: Eukaryota; Viridiplantae; Streptophyta; Magnoliopsida; Malpighiales; Linaceae
Source: the annotation of a GenBank genome assembly
CUCACUCAGUAGUCAGAGUACCCCACGGCCGGGAGUCUCACUCUCACCUAAAUGCAAAUUCCGGAAUCAGAGAGAAAGAAAUCUCAGCCGAUUACAGAGCAGGAUUAGCGAUCAAAGAUGGUUUCGGCCGUUCAGGGCUUGAAAUCUCCUCUUUCUUCGAGCUUUCCCUCCAUAUCCAGACCAAGAGCAGCCGCUCGCAACCGCUCCUCCGCUAGGGUUCAGGUUACCUGCUCGAGCUCUACUCCGGAGAAUACUCCUCUUGUCAUCGUGUUGGUUGCGGGCAGAGAAGCCGCAGAUGAACGACGCCCCUCCGGUUACCGGCGGCGCGUAUGAUUUUGAGAGGGCGACGAGCUCUCUGGCCGGGAAGUUGCUGUCCUCUCCGAAGAAGGUUACGAUUGUGAGGCACGGGCUUAGCACGUGGAAUCUGGAGAGCCGAGUUCAGGGAAGCUCGAAUUUGUCUGUGUUGACGGAAACUGGAAUAAUUCAAGCGGAGAUGUGCAGGGCGGCUUUAUCAGGGAUGCACUUUGAUCAGUGCUUUGCGAGCCCGAUAACUCGUGCUAAGUCUUUUGCUGAAGUGAUAUGGGAAGGGAGGGAAGAACCCAUCAUUUUCCUUGAUUCACUGAAAGAGGCUCAUCUCUUCCACCUCGAAGGCUUGAGAAAUGUGGAUGCUAAGGCAAACUAUCCCGAGUACACGAUGUGGAGAGAGGAGCCUGUCAACUUCAAUGUGAAUGGUGUCUACCCGAUCCGAAAUCUGUGGCUUACAGCAAGAGAAGCAUGGAAGGAGAUCUUGCUGUCACCUGGAGAAAAUUUCCUGGUUGUCACACACAAGUCGAUAUUACGGGCAUUGAUAUGCACAGCUUUGGGGCUUGGUCCGGAAAGGUUCAGGGCAGUUGAUGUGAACAAUGGAGGCAUAUCUAUGUUUGAUAUCAACACCAGAGGAGAAGCAAUGGUUCAGUCUUUGAACAUGACUGCUCACAUGUAUACCAACCAUGUGUAUCAUUAGGUGAAACUACUAGUGUGUUGCAAGCCACCCUGUGGAAUUUGCUGUUGAAUUCAGAUGACGAGAGAACCUAUUUGUAACAACUUUUAGUGGGAAUCUACUUUGUAAGCAUUCUGAGUUUCGUUCGGUUGGAAUUUGAUUGUAUAAGUUCUGUAUAGUUUCAGCCAAUCCUGACGAUUGGAGUUUUACUUUGUAGAUAAUGAAACCAUAUUGUAGCUGUUUCUUACUUGAAGC